Molecule: messenger RNA, 2337 nt
Organism: Purpureocillium lilacinum
Lineage: Eukaryota; Fungi; Ascomycota; Sordariomycetes; Hypocreales; Ophiocordycipitaceae
Product: pre-mRNA-splicing factor cef1
Biological process (GO): mRNA splicing, via spliceosome
Cellular component (GO): spliceosomal complex; Prp19 complex
Source: RefSeq, a predicted model, not a curated record
AUGCCUGUCGUCAAGGGAGGAGUGUGGACCAACAUCGAGGACGAGAUCCUCAAGGCCUCCGUCUCCAAGUAUGGCCUCAACCAGUGGGCGCGCGUGUCCUCGCUGUUGGCGCGCAAGACGCCCAAGCAGUGCAAGGCCCGCUGGAACGAAUGGCUCGACCCCAGCAUCAAGAAGAUCGAAUGGAGCAAGGAGGAGGACGAGAAGCUGCUCCAUCUCGCCAAGAUUAUGCCCACGCAAUGGCGCACCAUCGCCCCCAUUGUCGGCCGCACCGCCAACCAGUGCCUCGAGCGCUACCAGAAGCUCCUCGACGAAGCCGAAGCCCGCGAAUCCUCCGGCUUUGGCCUCACCGGGCCCGAGGGCGGAGAGACGCAAGCUCCAAGCGCCGAUGACGUGAGGAGGCUGCGACCCGGCGAGCUGGACCCGGACCCCGAGACGAAGCCCGCCCGCCCCGACACGGUCGACCUCGACGAGGAUGAGAAGGAAAUGCUGAGCGAGGCUCGUGCCCGCUUGGCCAAUACCCAGGGAAAGAAGGCCAAGAGAAAAGCGCGAGAGCGUCAGCAAGAAGAGUCGCGCCGCUUGGCCUCGCUGCAGAAGCGGCGAGAGCUCAAGACCGCCGGCAUCAACAUCAAGGUCACGACGCGCAAGAAGGGCGAGAUGGACUACAACGCCGACAUCCCCUUCGAGAAGAAGGCCGCCCCCGGAUUCUACGACACGUCUGAUGAGUUGACCCGCAACGAGCUCCAGCGCCAGGCGUUUGAUCCCCGGAAGCAACAGCUGGCGACAAAGCGAAAGGGCGACGGCGACGAAGACAACGACCGCAAGCGGAGGAAGAACGAAAAGGACGGCAUGUCAGAGUCCCAGAAGGCUGCCAUAAAGGCCGGCCAGAUGCAGAAACUGCGCGAGGCCGAGCAAAACAGCAAGCGCCGAGCUCUGAACUUGCCCGCCCCGCAGAUCAGCGAGGGAGAGUUGGAGGACAUUGUCAAGAUGGGCAAGAUGGGAGAAGCGGCCAACACCAUGGCGAGAGAGAGCGAUAAUGACGCAACAAGAGGCUUUGUCAACGACUAUUCGACGGUCAAUAGCAGCGCCCCGAUCCGGACACCGAAAGCACCCGCGCAAGAAGAUCACAUCGCCAACGAGAUUCGGAAUAUAAGGGCCCUCAACGAGACCAAGUCGGCGCUCCUGGGUGGCGAGAACACGCCGCUACACGAAGGAGCAGCCUCCACCGGCUUUGACGGCAUCGCGCCGAGAAAACAAACGGCGGCGACGCCGAACCCGAUGGCAACACCUCUGAGAGCAGGCGGCGUUGGUGCCACGCCGGGCCGGCCGGGACAGACGCCUAUGCGGACGCCGCGCGACACGUUUGCGCUGAACAGGGAGGACGGCAUGUCCAUGGUGUCGGCCACCCCGAAGGACAUAAGGAUGCGGGAACUGGCCGGCCGCAACGAGCUCCGAGCAGGGCUUGCCUCGCUCCCGAAACCAAAGGAUACCGAAUGGGAGUUUGAAAUUCCGGACGAGCAACAGGAGGCGGCCAUGACGGAGGAGGCUCGGCAGGAGGACGCUGCUGAGCGAGACCGGAGGGAGCGCGAGCGCAAGGCCGCUGAGGAAGAGCUUGAGCGCAGGCGCAGGACUCAGGUCAUGCAGCGCAACCUCCCCCGGCCGACCACCGUCGACGUGAACAGUCUGCUGAAGCGGGCCGAACAGGAGUCUGAUCCGGCCGAAGCCCUCAUCGCCAAGGAAAUGGCAGCCCUCAUGGCCAACGAUGCGGCCAAGUACCCGCUACCCGGAUCCAAGCUGAGCGGCUCAGCUCCGCCGAUGGAUGACAUCGACGAUGAGGCGCUCGCCAAUGCCCGUCUGCUCAUCUUAUCUGAGACGAAGUCGCUCCCCAGCCGGGAGAAGAUCCAGACAUAUUUUGAGAGUCGGGCAAAGGAUUCGACACUGCUUGGCCUCGGGUGCUACAGUGAAGACCCAGCGGAGCAGGAGGCCGCGAUGCGCGCUGGCUUUGAUGCUGUACAAGACACCAUCAUGGCCUCGGCCGAGCAAGGUGCCAAGCUGGAAAAGAAGCUCGGCCUCCACCUCGGCGGGUACAUGAAGCGGCAAAAGAUGCUCACGGACAAGCUCAACGGCGCCUCGGACGCGCUCGACAAGGCGCGCAACGCCCUCGGCGCGUUCAACACGCUCGCCAUCUCGGAAGACGUGGCCAUCGAUAGGCGGCUCGCCGCCCUCAGGGAAGAGGUGGGCUUCGUCAGCCGGCGCGAGAGAGAGGCGCAGGAGGAGUUUAGGAAGGUUCGGGAUGAGUUGGAGGCGCUGCGGGCGCGCAGCGUCAACGGCCAUCACUAA